AUGCCGCAGGUGGUGAGUCCUGUGCUGUCACGGGUCUCCAUCCUGGACAAUGGCAGCCUUCGGAUAUGGAACGUAACCAAACUGGACGCCGGCCUCUACACCUGCGUUGCAAGAAACCAGUUUGGAGUGGCGAGCAGCACAGGAAGUGUUACAGUAAAAGAGCCGACCAUCAUCACCACGCAGCCCACAACGCUGGACAUCACCGUCGGGGAGAGCGUGGUCCUGCCCUGUCAGGUGAGCCACGACCCGUCUCUGGAGCUCAAGUUCACCUGGUUCUUCAACGAGCAGCUCAUCCACUUCGGGAGCAACGGCGGAUUCUUUGAAAAAGUCGGCGGCCAGCACUCGGCGGGGGACAUUAUGGUUCGGAACAUCCAGCUGGGGCAUGCAGGGAAGUACACAUGCGCCGUACAGACCAAGGUGGACAGCAUCUCCAUAGCGGUAGACCUGGUUGUCCGAGGUCCCCCAGGCCCCCCCACCAGCAUCCAAGUAGAAGAAAUCACUGAUACCACAGCCUCUCUGUCCUGGAGGCCCGGUCCCGAUAAUCACAGUCCAAUUACGGCGUACACCAUCCAGGCCAGGACACCGUUCUCCCUGGGGUGGCAGGCUGUCACCACAGUUCCUGAGGUGGUUGGGGGCCACCAGCUGACCGCUGCUGUAACAGAGCUGAGCCCUUGGGUGGAGUACGAGUUCCGAGUUCUGGCAAGCAACAGAGUUGGGACCGGCGAGCCCAGCAAGCCCUCCAAACAAGCAAGGACGAAGAGCACAACUCCGAAGGUCACACCAGCUAAUGUGAGCGGAGGAGGAGGCAGUCGCUCCGAAUUAGUCAUCACAUGGGAGCCUGUUCCAGAGGAGUUGCAGAAUGGGCCAGGGUUCGGCUAUGUGGUGGCAUUCCGACCUCACGGGGCCACGGGCUGGAUGCAGGCCGCCGUGCCGUCCCCAGAGGCAUCCCGAUAUGUCUUUAAAAAUGAGAGCAUUCAGCCUUUCUCGCCUUUCCAUGUAAAGGUCGGCGUUUACAACAACGAGGGGGAGGGUCCAUUUGGACCGGUUACCACCAUCUACUCUGCUGAGGAAGAGCCUGGCCGAGCUCCCACCAGGAUCCGCGCUAAGAGCCUCUCUGCGUCCGAGAUGGAAGUGUCGUGGAAGGCUCUGCCCUGGAAUGCCAGCAAGCGGCGAGUGCUAGGCUAUGAGCUCAGGUAUUGGAGUAGAAGCGAACGGGAGGAAACAGCCAGCGUGCAGAGGACCUCUGGGAAUCAGACAUCCACCGUCAUCAGCGGCUUGAGAGGCAGCACAGCGUAUCACAUCUCAGUGAGGGCCUACAACACGGCUGGAACGGGCCCUCCCAGCACCACCGUCAACGUGACCACCAAAAAACCACCUCCCAGCCAGCCCCCGGUUAAAGUCAUGUGGAACACAUCAAACUCCAAGAUCAUCCUGAACUGGGAGCACGUCAAAGCCCUGGAGAACGAGUCCGAAGUGACCGGUUACAAAGUGCUCUAUAAGAAGAAUCGACACAGCCGGCCCAGCGUCAUGGAAACCAACACCACCUCGGUGGAGCUCGCUCUUCCCACCGACGAGGACUAUAUCAUCCAGAUAAAGCCGUUUGGAGAGGGAGGGGACGGCAGCAGCAGCAAACAGAUCACAAUUCCCAAGAUACCAGGCCCCAACGCGGUGGGCUCGGCCUCCAAGGUCUCCACGCUGUCGGCCCUCAGCACAAUAGCUCUGUCUUUCACAGCACGAACAUCUUUAUGACAAAUGGCUCACAGCAGACGUUGCAUCUAACGUGGAGACAGCGGGAACACAAACGCAGCCCACUCCGGUGUAACUAGAUCCAUUCAUUUAGAUUUUAGCGGCAGAGGGAAGACACUGAGGGUAAAAAUGUCCAAACACGCCAUGGAGAGGACAGACAAGGAGUCCCUGUCAGCUACACAGGCCAGGUGAAAGAGAUUGACCGAUGUCGUGACUAUGUUGUUACCAAAGCAACUUUCAUAAAAGGAACAUAAAGAAAAAAAAAGUCUUAUAUGCAUCUUUUUGUAUGACAUGUUGAGCUUUUAUAGAUUUUUGUUUUCUUAAUGGGUUUGUAGAUGGCCUUGGCUUCAGGGGUGAGAACAACUGUUCUGCAUGGAAAAUGGUAUUGUCCCGUUUUACAGUCUGAAAGUAAAGAACAUGAUUCAACAGUUCCCCAUCUGUCUGUUAAGAUAAAACACAAUUUAUAACUUUGAGAUUUUAGUCUUUUCAGAAAGAAAGCACUGCUAUAGGAGUUUCCACCAAUUUGAUAUUUAAUAAACAACUCAAAAUUGAAAAUGUUAAAAAACAAAAAAGGUAAACCCUCAAAUCCCCAUAUACAUAUGAAAUACACAAAGCUCUUGAAAUUAGAUAGGGUGUACUUUUUUUUUUUCAAAGACUAUAUGUAAACAUCGUGCCCAGUUCACAUUUUGGGCCGAGGUGUCACUUUUUCAGUGUAAAGGGAGGAGAAGCAUCAGACUGUGAACGGUGAUGCUUUAUCGCCUCAUAAUCAGAAGCAAACAGCAAAACAAAGCUAACACUAUCUUAAAAUGAUGGGAAUAAACUACUUCAGUUUAGCUGCUGCAGAGUGAAAACAUAAACAAUUAUUCCUCUGUUACUAUUAUACUCAUAUGACACAAACAUUUGCCUAUGAAAUUAUACACUCACUGUAAUCAUUUCUUCUGCCCAGAACAGGUUCAAGACGCCCAGCUGAAACUUAAACAUAGAGUUCUUACAGUUCUUACAAUAAAUGUCUUACAGUGGACAGUCUGACAGUGGCCGCUGUCAGACUGUUGUUCAGUUUGGUGCCCUGUAUUAACAGAGUUAUAUCAUUGUAAUUGUAAACAUAAAUUGGAAUUAAUCAAGUUAAUUAAUUAAGUCUAAACCUGUGAGCCAAACUUGGAGGAUAACUACAUUUUAAAGCUGGCUCUGUGUUGAGUAACCAACCGUUUAAAAUAAACUGUGUACCAUUUCUGAUACAAAGAAUAGUCAAAUAUUAUGGUCAGAAAGAUGUCAGAAGCUUGUUCAUGGCAGCAGUUUUAGGGUUCUGUUGAGAUGUGAUCAUUUCUGACUGACUCAGUCAGCUUUAAAUCACAAUUGCUUUAAAUUAGAAUUGUGUAGGAUAUAAAACUUGGAUAACUGAAAUCUAUUGCUUAAGAGAUGUGACAAGAGAGAUCAAAAAUCUUUAAUCAAAAGAAAAAAAGUAGUCUCUUCAUUGUCCUUAACUAAUAAAGAUUAGUGCUGUUGUUUAAUGAUUUUUUUAACUCUGAGAUUUCCUUGUAAUAACUCGGCUGACAGAGGAGAGUCUCAUCAGUUUAGUUGGUGUUCUUCGGUGUCCCAAGUCUGCAUUCAAACUGCUAAACUAAUGUGUCCCAGACCACCUAAAAUGGUCAAAGAGAAACCAUCCUGAAAACAUUUGGAUUGCAUUUCCACCCGUCAUCAGGUACGAUCAGAUAUCUUCGGACCGCAGUAACGCCACAUCUGAAGCUUACAGUUUUCUCUUUGAUUAAACAGAGAUUGGUUUCCCAGCUAACACCUAGUGUCAUCAAAGUGGAGGCCUGUGUGAGUUAUUGGUUGGCCAUAGCCACUUAGCAGAACCCUACAUCAAAAACCCACUUCAAAGAACUAUUCCUUUUUAAGUUUUUGGUGUCAGAAGUGACAUCCAAGAUACGAAUGUUUUCAGAAUCGCUUUUAUUAUGAGCGUAACCUGUCGCGUGAAGCAGUUCCCCUAAGAUCUAUAAGUAACUUAGUCUUAAAGUCUGAUGUCUAAGCUGUUAAGAGGUGAAGAGAGAAACUAUCUGAAGUUUUUUUUUUUUUUUUUUAAUGCCAAAUCUUCAUUUGUUUAUCCUCACUGUGCUGCAGAAGAUUUGAGUAUUCAUAUACUGAGACGUCCAAAUCUUGCUUGCUGUCUUUUCUUAUAUUUGUGGACGAACAGUCCACCUGGGGUGAGAACCUUCAAUGCACUAUUUGUUCCCCUUAAUUAUUACCUAAAUUAAUCAAAAAGAAGAUUGAGCUGCCAUAAUCUGGAGCAUUGAGCAUGCAGAGGUGGGUGAAUCCUCAUCAAGGCAGACAGGUAGGGCAGAACUAGACAAGAAAUUUUAUUCCAGCAUUGCUACAAUGUUUGAGUAGCAAUUACAUAAUUGCUGCAGUGCAGUGUAUGAGUCAUUUUGAAGUUCCUUCAUUUAUGUCAAGGAUUUUUUUCAGCAUAAGACAUUAAUAUAGACGAGGCUUAAGUUAUUUAUUUAUGCAUUUAUUUAUUUAAAUCAGCAUAUUUAAUACAUUGUUAAAACUCAUAGAAGACUCAUAAUAAAGUUAUUGAGUUGUGGAAUUAUUUGUGAUUCACUGAACCACAAAUAAUGAGUUUUGGAUAGAAGGAAUGAUUAUGGUGAUUUUUGCCUCUUUGAACAUAAAGACUAUCAAGUCAAAGUCCAAGUAAAAGCUAAGUGGUAGAAUA
Poecilia latipinna (sailfin molly) is the source of this 4456-nucleotide messenger RNA. Its product is annotated as contactin-4-like. Gene Ontology annotation, biological process: cell-cell adhesion; axon guidance; brain development. The coding region runs from base 1 to 1749 and encodes 582 amino acids. Gene Ontology annotation, molecular function: cell-cell adhesion mediator activity. The transcript is spliced from 13 exons. Gene Ontology annotation, cellular component: plasma membrane; axon. Lineage: Eukaryota; Metazoa; Chordata; Actinopteri; Cyprinodontiformes; Poeciliidae. The record is from RefSeq and is a predicted model, not a curated record.